Molecule: messenger RNA, 1618 nt
Organism: Thlaspi arvense
Lineage: Eukaryota; Viridiplantae; Streptophyta; Magnoliopsida; Brassicales; Brassicaceae
Source: the annotation of a GenBank genome assembly
AAAAGUUCCAAUAUUAACUUUUUGACUAAUUAUUUUUUGUCGACAAAGUAAGUGAAAAUGUUGACAUUAUCUGUUAAUACUAAAACUUAUUGAUACAAAAUCCUAAUCCGUUCUUCCAUUAGUCAAAUGAAACUUCAUCAUUGCCUUCGGUUCCUCCGCUCACUCUCACUCUUACUUAAGCUUUCUUCCUCCUCAGAAGCUAAACGCAUAAAAUAUAGUUAGCGUCUCCAAAACGCAUCUUUCGAAUCUCUGCGUUUCCCGUUGCAGCGUUCCCGGCGAUGGUUCUCCAAGCUACCACUACGUUCUGCUUCUCCGGUCCUACUCUCCGAUCAAUUCCUCCUGAUUCACUAACUUCAAAGCGUCGUAUCUCCAUUAAAGCUUCUUCUUCUUCUCCGCCGCUUCUCUCGGUUUCACGAUCUAAUCUCAAAGGAAGAGCAUUUUCUAGCGAUGGCUCAACACAAGACUCUCCCUCUGUGGUCUGUUUCGGUGAAAUGCUGAUCGAUUUCGUACCAACGACAAGUGGACUUUCUUUGGCCGAUGCACCAGCUUUCAAGAAAGCUCCCGGUGGGGCUCCAGCGAAUGUAGCUGUAGGUAUAGCUCGUCUAGGAGGUUCAUCAGCUUUCAUUGGGAAGGUUGGUGAAGAUGAGUUUGGUUAUAUGCUUGCAAACAUUCUAAAGGAUAACAACGUGAACAGUGAUGGUAUGCGUUUUGAUCCUGGAGCAAGAACUGCUUUAGCGUUUGUGACUUUGACAAGCGAAGGCGAACGCGAGUUCAUGUUCUAUCGAAACCCAAGUGCUGAUAUGCUGUUACAAGAAUCUGAGCUUGAUUUGGAUUUGAUUAAAAAGGCAAAGAUAUUUCAUUACGGUUCAAUAAGUCUAAUCACCGAACCAUGCAAAUCUGCACACCUUGCUGCAGCAAAGGCAGCUAAAGAAGCUGGUGUGAUUCUUUCAUACGACCCAAACCUUAGGCUCCCAUUGUGGCCUUCUGCAGAUAACGCUAGGGAAGAGAUUCUUAGCAUUUGGGACACUGCUGAUAUCAUAAAGAUAAGCGAAGAGGAGAUUGAGUUUCUAACAAAAGGAGAAGAUCCUUAUGAUGAUACCGUCGUUAGAAAGCUGUUCCAUCCUGAGAUGAAACUACUUAUUGUCACCGAAGGACCUGAAGGAUGUCGUUACUACACUAAGGAUUUUAGUGGGAGAGUUCAUGGAUUGAGAGUUGAAGUUGUGGACACAACAGGUGCUGGAGAUGCGUUUGUUGCCGGAAUACUAUCGCAACUAGCGAAUGAUCUCUCUUUGCUUCAGGACGAAGAGAGACUGAGAAAGGCCCUAAUGUUUGCGAAUGCGUGCGGGGCCUUAACCGUUAAAGAGAGAGGCGCGAUACCAGCACUUCCCACGAAAGAAGCUGUUCUUGAUGCUCUGCUCAAAACUGUCAUGUAGUUUUGAUUCUUUCCUUCCAAAUCUGUAUUUGUUGUAACAUAGCUGUUUAAUUUAAUCCCUCCAUUGUUUUUACAACUUGUAGCUUAAGUAAACUAAGCCUGUUUCAUGUCUAAGUCAAACAAUAAUCUUAUUCUAAAGUUUUGUGAAUUACAAGAAAUCAAAUAAUUAUAUAGAGAAAAAACGAA